Messenger RNA from Macroventuria anomochaeta, 2397 nucleotides. RefSeq lists its product as uncharacterized. Bases 1 to 2397 code for a protein of 798 amino acids. Gene Ontology annotation, cellular component: nucleus. NCBI's taxonomy places the organism in Eukaryota, Fungi, Ascomycota, Dothideomycetes, Pleosporales, Didymellaceae. The record is from RefSeq and is a predicted model, not a curated record. Gene Ontology annotation, biological process: rRNA processing. The transcript has a single exon.
AUGGCACCGUUAGCAACGGAAUUGGCGACUCUCCGAGCGCUCAGCUUUCGCAUCUCCUCUACUGCGACCGCACAACUUCCGCAACAUGUGCCUGCCAUAGCAGCAUCCUUGUCCAACUGCAGGACCCUCUUGUCGUCGACCCAGACGUCCAACGCUAAAUCUUCCUCCGAGGCUUCAGUUGCAGUACACAAAUACCGGACUCUACUUUCAACUUUGCUCCAAGACCGAACAGUCCAAGGACGAUGGUCGGCAGUUGUUCUCAUCAAGGCUACCAUCGAAGUUGGCGGCUGGGAGACUUUACAAAAAGCUCUUCCCUGGGUGCGCGGGCUUCUGGGCAUAUUGGCAAAGCCAGAUCCACCAAGCUCGAAGAAGUUGUGUAUCAUUACGUUGACUCGCAUCUUCAUGCUUACACGAGAGUACCCCACAUUGAUACGCGAAAUCACCACUCCCUCGUUACCGGCUUUUGUACAAUCUGGUCUGCAAAUUGCUAGUUCGAAAGCAUCAGCUAGCCUUCUGCUUACCGUGCUCGAGUGCUUUUCCGAACUGCUACCGCGACAUCCAACCAUUUUCCGCCCUCACCUUAAGACGUUCCGACCACUCCUAUGCCGCCUAGUUGCACCCACCCCAUCCACAGGACUGUCCAAGGACCAAUCGCAAGCCGCGCCCGUUGCUGUCCCGACUGAGGUCUCAAUUGCAGCACGUAGACUGUUUGUCCAGCUGCCAUGCUGCGCGCCUAAAGGUGCUUCUAGUGAAGAAUGGGAGAAUGCACUGCGCACCACAAUCGGUGGCGUGCAUCGCGUUGCUGACAGGGUUUUCCGUGCGGUUCUUGAGGAUUGGCAGUCUACUGUGCGAGAAGCACCUGCCAACGGUCAUACUUUGGACAGCGAAGUCCAGGAUCUUGAGGACGAUUACUUGUCUCUGCCUCCGUGGUCCGGGAUUUUUGCAGGCAGUGAAAGACUUACUGGCUUACUUCGGCUUGCCAAAGAGUACCUGGAAAGCCCGACCGCAAAUGCAGUAACCUUCAAAGUUGGGGUCAUUAUGGAUUUGAUCACUCGGAUGCUGUCUCUCACGAUACCUGCGUCUGGAUCAAAGUCGUUCCAGAACACUGUAAGAAUCAACAACCAAGUCAGCAAAGAAGAGCGGGAGAACCUUUGGCUAGUGCUACCUGCCAUCCAUGUGGCCACUAUCGAGCUGCUGCUUGCUAUGGCGCACCGACUGCAGGCAAGCAUGUUGGCUAUCGAUGCUCUGAUUCUUGAUCAGCUAGUUUGGGUCUUUGGUUCCGAGAAGGACAAUGCGCACGUACGCACAGCCUGCUAUCUGGCUAUCGCAGCUCUACUAGAGCGAUCGGGCGUGACUCUGCCCAAGUCGUCCGUUGACUCGCUUGUUCAAGUCAUGCGCACCUGUUGUGAGGAUUUACUGCCUUCAGAGGUCAGCCCCAGCGUAGUCAAGGACACUCCAGGACAGGCCAAAUCAAAGGGCAGCAGUCAGCCUCAAGGUACUGCAAAUGCAGACUCUUUCCUUGGCUCGAAGACUGUCAACGAUCCCACUGCCAGUUUCGCAGGCCUGAAAGACGCAGCGUACGAGUUGCUACCGGUACUACUAUCGGACGUACGUGCGCAAUACCUCUCGGACUCGUUGAGGGCACGUCUGGACCGCACUGCGGUACUCGCCCAGCAUAAGGAUGCCAUGUUAGCAAGUGUGUUGAACCCGCCGCCCAGCAAGAGGUUCGGCAAGCCGGCUGCCAGUAUCUUGCCGCUUAUAGCUAGGUCUUUCCAAGGAGAUAAAGACAUCGAAGGCAUGUUGCGACCCCGAAUGCCCGUUAUCCGUCUCGGAGCCCAGGAUGCUGAGCUGGAGGAUGAUGUCGAGGAAGAAGAAGAAGAAGAAGAAGAAGCGGAAGCCGAGGCGGAAGAAACUUUGGAAGAUGCUGAACAAGCAAGCGAGCCAUUUGUGGGCCAAGAGUUAAACCCUAUGCUGAAAACAGCAGGACCUAAUGACGUCGUCAUUCGAGAUUUCGCCAUGAAAGAUGCGCCCUUAGCCGAUGAGAUUGCCGCUGCAGGGACUUCCACAUCCGCAGCCGAAGAGUACGCGCAACCUGAGGUAGCGGGCAAGCGACCUCACACCGGCGAGACCCCUCUCUCGCCUGCCAAACGAGUACGGUUCGGCGAGGCAGAGUAUGCCGCAGCAUCCAGCAUGCCGCCAGCUGCCAACAGAGCUGUUCCACCCGUUGAGAAUACCAAGAGUGUGGACGUGCCUGCGACAUCAAACUUCACUGCCACCUCCACCGCCUCUGCGAUACCAGAUCUGCCAGAACCAGGUGAAGGCGGUGGCGACAGCGACGAUGACGAUGAUGUUGUGCCGCUUGUAUUUGGCCAGGAUACCGACGACGAGUCCGAAUAA